UCAUCUACCUGGCAAAUCGGCGGCGGACUAAAUGCUCUCUCUCCUUACCAAAGAUCAUGUUGCCCAGGUCUCCAACCUUAUCCCAUAAUCAUGGGCAAACAAAACUUAAUGAUGCCGUCAGUCGACGUCAUAUUCCAAAUGAUUUCUCACAGCAGCAAUGGGUUGAGACACAACUGAACGUAACAAACUCAAAUUUCCGUGGCAACAACUUAAAUGGAUUUCCAGUAAUCAGCACAACCUAUCAGUGGGCACCAAGACAUUACAUACCUCCCAGUAAUCCUAAUAGGUUAAGACCGGGGAACAGAAAGAGAGGAGGAGACCGCCAGGACCAGUAUGACUUGAAAAAACAGCGCAUCAGUUCCCCGGGCCCUUACGAUCGACCAAUCAAAGGCACCAGCUCCUCUCCAGCACCUCGGCCAGGAGCUGGUACAUCCCGACGGGAAGAGGCCAGGAGUGACCUCUUUCCUCCCAUGCGCUUACCCAUUGCCCACAAACCAGUGGGUUAUGUCCCAUUCCUUAGGGAAGAAUCACAUCCCAAUGCCCGUUAUUCUCUGCCACUGUCCUCGGUCAAGGACAAGCUCAGUCAUCAGAUUCUGGAGCUCUUUCUUGCUUGUGAGCAGAGGAGUGACGAUCUGGAGAAGAAGGAGCUUUGUCGAGCACACCUGCAGACGGACAUUCAGUCCCUAUUUCCAACUGCUCAGGUUUUUUUGGCUGGAUCCUCCCUUAACGGUUUCGGCACUAGGAGUAGUGAUGCUGAUCUCUGUCUUGUGAUUCAAGAGGGACCCGUUAACCAGAAAACAGAUGCCGUGUAUAUUCUUAGUCUUGUACAAAAGUUUUUGAUGUAGUUUUGAAUCAAGUUCUGUUAUUUCUGAUUGACAGCUUACAUUGAAAGACCUCGGCUUAUUCGGGCAAAAGUGCCCAUACUGAAAUUCAGGGACAAAGUGAGUGGAGUGGAGUUCGAUUUGAAUGUAAACAAUGUUGUUGGUAUCAGGAACACCUUCCUGCUACGGACGUAUGCAUACAUUGAAAAACGGGUUCGUCCCAUCAUCCUUGUGAUCAAGAAAUGGGCUAGUCAUCACGGAAUCAACGACGCAAGCCGCGGGACGCUGAGUAGCUACACACUGGUCCUUAUGGUUCUGCAUUACCUUCAGACUCUGCCUGAGCCAGUCAUUCCCUGCCUUCAAAUGGAUUAUCCUGAGUGUUUCAGCCCCACAAUGGAUAUCCAUCUCGUGCCAACCGGACCCAGAAACAUACCCCCGUAUGUGUCAAAGAACCAGUCGUCUCUGGGAGACCUGUUCCUCGGUUUCUUGAAGUACUACGCCACGGUUUUCAGAUGGGACAAACUCGUGAUUUCAGUGCGUGAAGCCAAAGUUCUUCCCAAGCCAAGCUGCAAGGAGUGGAGAGACAAGUUCAUCUGUGUGGAAGAACCUUUUGACGGAUCAAACACUGCCAGAGCUGUCCAUGAGAAAGUGAAAUUUGAUGUCAUCAAAGAGCAAUUUAUGGAGUCCUGGCAGAUUCUUCAGCUGAGGAAGGAUCUGAAUUUCAUCUUGCCCACGAAGGAAACCAAACCAAAAAGAUAACCCUGUCGUUGUUAACCUCCUGUUUUCCAACUGCAGAGAAAACUGGAAUCGGUUAAUCUCGGAUGCACUGAUGAUUGGAGUAUGUUACUGUUGCCAGAUUUGAGCGGGUUGUCUGCAUUUUCUCUCCUCAUAGUCUGGGAUACGAAUUUGUCAUUUUCUGUUUGGCUCAUCCUUCUCUCUCAGCUGCAGUUUCUUUCACGCGAAGGGCUGGUGAAGAACAACAUUUUGGACUGUUAAAAGUUAAAUGUUUUAAUUCCUUCCAAAAUGAUCACUUCAUGGCACACAAAGUUCAGGUGGCAUUGAUU
This is a messenger RNA of Chanos chanos (milkfish), 1885 nucleotides long. RefSeq names its product terminal nucleotidyltransferase 2 (gene tent2). Lineage: Eukaryota; Metazoa; Chordata; Actinopteri; Gonorynchiformes; Chanidae. The record is from RefSeq and is a predicted model, not a curated record. Gene Ontology annotation, biological process: RNA 3'-end processing. Gene Ontology annotation, molecular function: poly(A) RNA polymerase activity. The transcript is spliced from 15 exons.